AAAAACCAAUUUCUUAGAUCUUCGAGUAAGUGGCCUUCGCAGCCGCCUUACUGGUCACCUUGCGCUCGCUUGCUGUGCCGGCCGCCUCGCCCCCGCCUUGGCCCGCUGAGCUCGCCCUCUCCCCACCCGCAGACAUGUCCGAGGCCAAGAACCGCCCCGAGUACGCCUCCUUUCUCGCGGUCAUGGGCGCCUUGGCCGCCAUGGUCUUCAGCGCCCUGGGAGCUGCCCAUGGCACCGCCAAGAGUGGCACUGGCAUCGCGGCCAUGUCUGUCAUGCGGCCAGAACUGAUCAUCAAGUCCAUCAUCCCAGUGGUCAUGGCUGGUAUCAUCGCCAUCUACGGGCUGGUGGUGGCGGUCCACAUCGCUAAUUCCCUGAGCGACGGCAUCAGUCUCUACAGGAGUUUCCUCCAGCUGGGUGCUGGGCUGAGCGUGGGCUUGAGUGGGCUGGCGACUGGCUUUGUCAUUGGCAUUGUGGGGGACGCUGGUGUGCGUGGCACUGCCCAGCACCCCUGGCUAUUCGUGGGCAUGAUCUUGAUCCUCAUCUUCGCCGAGGUGCUCGGCCUAUACGGUCUCAUUGUUGCCCUCAUCCUUUCCACAAAGUAGCCCCUCUCUGAGCGCA
This is a messenger RNA of Suricata suricatta (meerkat), 618 nucleotides long. Its product is annotated as V-type proton ATPase 16 kDa proteolipid subunit-like. The coding region runs from base 135 to 602 and encodes 155 amino acids. Gene Ontology annotation, cellular component: proton-transporting V-type ATPase, V0 domain. The record is from RefSeq and is a predicted model, not a curated record. The transcript has a single exon. Gene Ontology annotation, biological process: proton transmembrane transport. Lineage: Eukaryota; Metazoa; Chordata; Mammalia; Carnivora; Herpestidae. Gene Ontology annotation, molecular function: proton-transporting ATPase activity, rotational mechanism.